GUAAUGAGGACUGAAGAUUAAAGCAAGAGAGGAGCUGUGUGGUGAACACUGUGAUACCUGCAUGUUGACAAGAGGAAAGCCAUCUUGGUCAGUGAAGAUGCUGGCAGCAUUGGUGGUAAUGAUAUUGCUCCCCACUUGGGUGGAUGGAAUCGUGCUGAAGAAGUGUGAGCUGAAAUCUCAGCUCGAGGCAGAAGGAGACAAAGCUGUGGACAUUAUUGCUAAAUUGGUCUGCACAGCGGAACAAACUUCUGGUUUUGACACCAAUCUUGUAUCCACUACUGGCUAUUUUAAUUCAAUGAACAAAAGAUAUAAGCGUAGCUCUAAAGUUCUGAAAAUCAGGAAAUGGAGGAGUGGUCCAUUUAAUAAUGAAGGCACUGGGAUGUCUGGGGAGACCUCUGGAGAUGGUUUGAAUGACCAAUCUGAUGAAACACGUGAAGCUGACAGCUUGCCGAACCCCACAGAUGAAAUGGUAUCAAAAAUGGUACCUAUGAAACCCUUGGAGAGACCACUAAAGACCACAAGACCGAUUGAGCGUAAGAGGAAGAGAAGAUCUAUGCAUAGCUCUAGGGUUCAGCAAGUCAGGAAACGAAGGUGCGCUUCCUCUAAUGAGCAAGAGUCUUGGAUGACCACAGAUAGCUCUGGAGAUGGAUCGAUCGACCAAUUAGAGGGAACACAGAUACCUCCCACAUCACCAUACCCCAAGAUAUAUUAUGAUACCUAUGAAAUGCUUUUUGGUAGCAGACGUUUUCCACCUGACGGAGCAAUCGAGCCCACAGAUUUUCCAUAUGAUACCUAUGAAAGGCUUUUUGGUAACGGACGUUUUCCACCUGACAGAACAACUGAGCCCACUGAUAUUCCAUAUGAUACCUAUGAAAUGCUUUUUGGUAACGGACGUUUUCCACCUGACAGAGCAAUCGAGCCCACAGAUUUUACAUAUGAUACCUAUGAAAUGCUUUUUGGUAACGGACGUUUUCCACCUGACAGAGCAAUCGAGCCCACAAAUUUUCCAUAUGAUACCUAUGAAAUGCUUUUUGGUAACGGACGUUUUCCACCUGACAGAGCAAUCGAGCCCACAGAUUUUACAUAUGAUACCUAUGAAAUGCUUUUUGGUAACGGACGUUUUCCACCUGACAGAAAAAUCGAGCCCACAGAUAUUCAAUACGAUACCUAUGAAAUGCUUUUUGAUCCCAGAGAGGCACCCGACAGAACACGCUAUGGAAUCUUCCAGCUGAGUGACAGCGCAUGCAAUUCAGGAUUAGACUACAGUCUGAAUCAUUGUGAACUGGACUGUAGUGCUCUGACUGAUGAUGACAUCACUGAUGACAUUGCUUGCCUGAUGUCUCUGGAUGAAAAUGUGAAGCAGAUGACAUUCACACCAGAGUGUCUGUCUGUGGAUUCAUCAGAAUACUUUGCAGAGUGUGGCUAAGUGGACAGAUCAUGCUAUCUAUCUGUUCAAAUCAUACACUCUAUCUAUUAUUCUCUCUCUCUCUCUCUCUCUCUCUCUCUCUCUUUCUG
This is a messenger RNA of Silurus meridionalis, 1515 nucleotides long. RefSeq lists its product as uncharacterized. Lineage: Eukaryota; Metazoa; Chordata; Actinopteri; Siluriformes; Siluridae. The coding region runs from base 62 to 1426 and encodes 454 amino acids. The transcript is spliced from 5 exons. The record is from RefSeq and is a predicted model, not a curated record.